Molecule: messenger RNA, 2714 nt
Organism: Danio rerio (zebrafish)
Lineage: Eukaryota; Metazoa; Chordata; Actinopteri; Cypriniformes; Danionidae
Source: RefSeq, a predicted model, not a curated record
CACGUGACCAAUGAUGCUCCUGCAAGGAUGUAGCUGUCAGCUGGAAGAGUUCGGCAGAUAUGAUGAUGUGUGAUCAUGGAGAUGGGGACGCAGAGGCGAGCUCAUCUUCCACUUUCAGACCGUCUUUUGCUCUGGGCAACGUUAAAGGACUGCCAGGGAGAAUUUCACACAAUCCUCCUCCACCAGGCAGACUGACCUCCCUGCGGUCCAGAGACCUGACCCUGGGAGGAUUUAAAAAGAAAACCUUUGUUCCAAAUGUUCACUCCGUUCGCAAAAGUAAAGAUGAGUUACAGGAGGAGCCUCACAGUGCACCAAAAAAAGAGAGAAGAGACAGGGAAGACAGACACAGAGAGAGACGACAGCGACGAGAAAAGCCUCAGACCAUUCAGUCUCACUCUAUCUUUGAGCAGGGCCCUGCUGACACCUAUAGGAAACUAGGUAAUUGGGGCAGCUCUAACCUAACUGCUUGUGAUCCUGCACUGGUCACAAAAUGCAUUAAAAAGGAAAAGAACAACACAGAGGACGACGACAAUGCAAUUUUACAAAAACUCACACGAGACGAUUUUUUGGAUGAUCCUGGACUGAAAAACGACCCCAAGCAAAGACCAAUCAGACUUCCACUCCAUCAGUCAUGCAACUUUUUGUCAACGGAUGCAGCUAGUUCAUUUAAAGAAGAAACUACGUCUGAUAAUCCAAGACAUUCACCAAGAGUUGAGCAGAAAUACCCGCAGACAUCGAGGAGCUCAUCUGCAGGUCCAGAACAGCCAACAGUCGGAGAACUUUUCCAGCAGCUCAGCGUUUCAGAUAAAGAAGAGCUGCUGUUUAUUCAGCUUCCAGAUACCAUACCUGGUCAACCUAAAACCUCCAGCCCAGAGAAAACCAGAAAGGAUUGCAAGGCAGAAGAGAAGCGUACAGCGCAUAUUAAAGCUAUAGACAAGCCUGAUAAAAGCACCGUUCCUGUAUUGUCUGACUUCUCAGAGGGUCUGAUUGGAAAACUGCAAAUCAGAAAGUCUGGUAAAGUCCAGUUGGUCAUGGGAAAUGUUACAUUAGACGUCUCAGAGGGAGCAGCCUUCUCUUUCCUGCAGCAACUGGUGUGUGUGCGUCUGUCGGAGGGCCUUACCGGGGACAUGACCGUGCUCGGAAACAUCACACACAAGCUGGUGUGUUCGCCCGACUUUGAGACUUUACUGCAAGAAGCCAAAAUAGCGUCGGAUUCUCGCUCUGUUUCUAAGUCCUGAUUUGAUCACUCAGGCAUAUUUAAACUAAUGAUGUAAAUAACUGUUUUUAUAAUGUUUUAUUUGUGAAGUUAAGUGUCCUGAGAGUUACACUAUAAGCUAAUAUUUGCCAUUUGAUGGGGUAAACGUUUUUUUUUUUUCUUUCUAGGUUUUUACUCAGCAAGGUUGAAUUUAUUGAACAAAAUACAGUAAAAACAAUAUUGUUAAGUUUCAUUACAGUAAAACAUUUUUCUAGUUGGUUAUAACCAUCAUGAAUAUCAUUAUAUAGGCCAAAAGCUAAGGAUUUUUUAAUGGCCAGCAUAGAAGAAAACUUACUUGCACCAUCAAGAAACAAAUUCUAAUUUGCAAUUUGUGUAGCUUUAGAGAAAAAUGAAGACUUGCUUAAAAUAAUUUAUUAAUUAAUUAAGACCUUCAAGACUAAUAUUCCAGUAAAUUUAGGACUUUAAGACUUUAAAUUUACUUAUUUGAAAUGUAAGACUUUAAGACCCAGCGGACACCCUGUAGUUAUUCUAAAAUUAAAAUUAUUCAUAUGAUGGUAAAGCUGAAUUUUCAGAAUUUUAACAGUGGUCAGAUCAUAAAGUGCUGAUUAAAUAUUAAAUUAUACGUUUUCAAUGUUGAAAAUAGGCUUUGCAUAUUUUUGUGGAAACAAAAUUCAAAUUCAAAAAUAAUUCAAUAAUACAAGGUAUUCAUAUUUUACACCUAGUUGAAUCAAUAUUUGUUUGCGAUUAAUGCUUUAUAGAAUGAAUGCAAUAAACUAAUUAUAAUAAGAGUUUCUGCAGGUUUAACCAAGUCAAGUUUAAGACUUUAAGAUGAAUGAAAUUUCAGACUUGUUUUGGGCUAAAAGCUAAGGGUUUUUUAAAUGGCCCAGCAGAGAGGAAAACUUAUCAAUCAAGCAGACCCUAAUUGUAUAUGUGCAAAUCUUUUCAACAUAACAUAAAAAAAAAACUUUAAUACACUAAAUUUAUGCACAAUAGACUAUUAGUUAUGAAUAUAGUUUGCUAAAAGUUUUAUUGAGAUGUGUUGUUGGUGAUUGGAUUGGGUGUUGGAUCAAUUGUGUAGCUUUAGAGAAAAAUUAAGACCCGUUUUAAAUUAUUUUACACCUACAAGACUAAUACUCCAGUAAAUUUAAGACUUUUUAAGGCCUAAAAUUAACUUGAGACUUUAAAUUUAAGACUUUAAGACCCGGCGGACACCCUGUAGUUAUUCUAAAAUUAAAAGUAUUCAUAUGAUGGUAAAGCUGAAUUUUCAGAAUUUUAACAGUGGUCGGAUCAUAAAAUGCUGAUUAAAUAUUAAAUUAUAUGUUUUCAAUGUUGAAAAAUAGGCUAUGCAUAUGAUUUUUUUGAAAACAGUCAUACAACACAAUUCAAAUUCAAUAAUAAUUCAAUAAUACAAGGUAUUCUAAUUUUUACACCUUGAUGAAUCAAUAUUUAUUUGCUAUUAAUGCUUUAUAGAAUUAAUGCAAUAAACUGAUUAUAAUAA